GGAGGGUGUGUUGCUGAAAAUAUGCAAACACAGAAAUCACAGCUGAAAGAGGGUACUAUCAAUAAAACAGCGCUACAGAUAUUGUUCAGAAAUUUCUGUACCAAAAAAGUAAACAUUGAAUUUAUUGCACUGGCUCAACCCCCCUCUUCCUUUCUGGCUCACAUGCACUUCUUUUUCUUUCUUUGAAGUUCAUCUAUCCACACAUACAUAUCCCUUUAGCCUUUAUUACAAGCCUCAGAUAUAACUACUUCACUUGUUGUGACUAAGCUCACUAAUCAUUAUCAUCAUUCAUCAUCCCCUAGACACAGUUCUGAAACAUUCCAUUCCAUCUUACAAUGCCAGAGGUUUAUACUGUGAAGGUUGAAGAGGGAAGGCUUGCAACUGAUGGAAAGCCAUCAGUGGGUCCUGUCUAUAGGAGCAUUUAUGCUAAAGAUGGUCUCUUGGAGGUUCCUUCUGAUUUUAAGUCCCCUUGGGAUUUCUUCAGGGACUCUGUUAAGAGGAACCCCAACAACAAUAUGUUGGGUAGGCGUCAAAAAACCGAAUCUAAGUUGGGUUCCUAUACAUGGCUCACGUAUCAAGAUGUUUAUGAUGCUGCCAUGAAAAUGGGUUCGGCCAUAAGGAGCCGUGGUGUCAAUCCUGGAGAUCGUUGUGGCAUAUAUGGGUCCAACUGCCCUGAAUGGAUCAUUGCAAUGGAGGCUUGCAAUAGCUGUGCAGUGUCAUAUGUUCCAUUAUAUGACACCCUUGGUCCUAAUGCAGUGGAGUUUAUCAUAAACCAUGCUGAAGUUUCAAUUGCAUUUGUACAGGAGAAAAAGAUUCCAUCAGUUUUGUCAUGUCUUGCACAGUGUUCUUCAAAUCUUAAAACUAUUGUGAGCUUUGGAAGUGUUUCUACCACACAAAAGAAAGAAGCUGAGGGGCAUGGCGCGUCCUGCUUCUCAUGGGGAGAGUUUCUCCAGCUGGGAUGUCUGGAUUGGGAUCUACCAUCAAAAAAGAAGACUGACAUUUGCACAAUAAUGUACACAAGUGGAACAACUGGAGAUCCCAAAGGUGUCGUUAUUAAGAAUGAGGCUUUCAUGGCUGAAGUGUUGUCUGUUGACCACAUAAUUAUGUUAACAGACAGAGUGGCAGGAGAAGACGAUGUGUACUUUUCCUUUCUUCCUCUUGCUCAUGUAUAUGACCAAAUAAUGGAGACGUAUUGCAUCUCCAAGGGCUCAUCAAUAGGAUUUUGGCAAGGCGAUGUCAGGUUCUUGCUGGAAGAUAUUCAGGAACUGAAACCAACUAUAUUUUGUGGAGUUCCUAGAGUUUUUGACCGUAUUUAUGCAGGUAUCAAAAGCAAAGUAUCUUCUGCAGGACCACUGCAGAGUACAUUGUUUCAGUGCGCUUACAACUACAAGUUAAAAUAUCUGGAGAAGGGUCUUCCGCAACACAAAGCAGCACCUCUGUUUGAUAGGCUUGUGUUUGAUAAGACAAAACUAGCUCUAGGUGGACGUGUUCGCAUCCUGUUAUCCGGAGCUGCUCCUUUGCCUAGGCAUGUGGAAGAGUUUAUGAGGGUCACUAGUGGAUCUACAUUAUCACAAGGAUAUGGUCUUACUGAAAGUUGUGCCGGGUGUUUCACGGCGAUAGGUGAUGUGUAUUCUAUGACAGGAACUGUUGGAGUUCCCAUGACAACCAUUGAAGCCAGGCUUGAAUCUGUGCCAGAGAUGGGAUAUGAUGCCCUCUCCAAUGUACCCCGUGGAGAAAUUUGUCUGAGAGGAAAUACCUUGUUCUCCGGUUAUCACAAGCGUGAAGAUCUUACCAAAGAAGUUAUGGUUGAUGGCUGGUUUCAUACAGGUGACAUUGGAGAAUGGCAAUCAAAUGGGGCCAUGAAAAUUAUUGAUCGGAAGAAGAAUAUCUUUAAAUUGUCUCAAGGAGAAUAUAUUGCUGUGGAGAAUAUUGAAAACAAGUAUUUGCAAUGCCCUCUUAUAGCAUCGAUUUGGGUGUAUGGAAACAGCUUUGAGUCAUUCUUGGUGGCUGUUGUGGUCCCUGAAAGAAAAGCCAUUGAGGAUUGGGCAAAAGAGCACAAUUUGACUGAUGAUUUUAAAUCUUUAUGUGAUAAUCUUAAAGCAAGAAAACACAUUUUGGAUGAGCUCAACAGCACUGGUCAGAAACACCAACUUAGAGGAUUUGAGCUGCUAAAAGCCAUUCAUCUGGAACCAAAUCCCUUCGACAUAGAAAGAGAUUUAAUAACUCCAACAUUCAAAUUGAAGAGACCACAAUUGCUCAAGUACUACAAGGAUCAUAUUGAUCAACUAUACAAGGAAGCAAAGGGAGCAAUGGUGUAAACCAUGCAGCAAGUGGCCAUGCUGUGUGCAACAAUUUUAAGAUUUCUGCUAGUUAUGAAGAAAAAUCCAUUUGGCAUUCUGUGUAUUUGGGUUCAUUAUUGUAUUGACUGAAGUGCAAAACCAUAAACAUAGAUAGAAUAGGCUGUAUGCUGAAACAGCAGCUCCAUAUGUCAUUCUUGUAAAAAAUCACAUAAUAAAAUUGUGUGGCCCAUGCAAAAUCUGUAUUUUCUUUUGGCAGAUAUGCUUUAUUCUUUCAUUUUUAUA
Messenger RNA from Glycine soja, 2582 nucleotides. RefSeq names its product long chain acyl-CoA synthetase 2-like. The coding region runs from base 336 to 2318 and encodes 660 amino acids. Gene Ontology annotation, cellular component: membrane; endoplasmic reticulum. The transcript is spliced from 19 exons. Gene Ontology annotation, biological process: wax biosynthetic process; fatty acid metabolic process; cutin biosynthetic process. Lineage: Eukaryota; Viridiplantae; Streptophyta; Magnoliopsida; Fabales; Fabaceae. The record is from RefSeq and is a predicted model, not a curated record. Gene Ontology annotation, molecular function: long-chain fatty acid-CoA ligase activity.